AUGGCUCGUUCAGUCGACACAGAAGCAAUGACCACUCGCGAUCCAAGCAGCAAGCGCGGUGGCUGGAAAACGUUUCCAUUCAUGAUCGCUACAUUGUUAGGACUUUCCAUAGCUUCAUUCGGAUGGGUGAUGAACUUGGUCGUCUUCCUAAUUAAAGAAUUCAACAUCAAGAGCAUCGCUGCUACGCAGAAUUCUAAUAUUGUUAAUGGAUGUGUGAGCAUGUUGCCUGUUGUUGCAGCCAUUCUAGCUGAUUCUUUUUUCGGAAACAUUCCCGUCAUCUCCGUCUCUGCCUUCAUUUCUUUGCUUGGCAUCAUUCUAUUGACCAUGAUUACAUCUUUGGACCACUUGAGACCUCCACCGUGUGAAACAGGGUCAAUUCUAUGCGAAUCGCCAUCAAAACUCCAGCUCGGGAUCUUGUAUAUAGCCUUAGCUCUAGUGAUCAUUGGAUCAGCUGGUACGCGGUUUACCUUAGCAUCCGCGGGUGCAAACCAAUAUGAGAAACCUAAAGAACAAGGAAGCUUUUUCAACUGGUACUUCCUCACACUCUACACUGGAGCUAUUACUGGUGCAACAGCAAUUGUAUAUACACAGGAAAAUGCUAGCUGGAAACUUGGGUUCGGUCUUUGCGCCGUCGCUAAUUUGAUCAGUUUCAUAGUUUUCGUCUCUGGCAAGAGAUACUACAAGCAUGACAAACCAAUGGGAAGUCCCUUCACAAAUCUGAUCCGCGUUGUAGUCGCUGCUACAAGAAAAAGGAAAGCUGUGAUUUCAUCUAGAGAAGAAGACUAUCACCAUGGGCUUGGAAGAGAAGGCAAGACAUCUUCUGCAAUGCCCUCCAAGAGCUUUAGGUUCUUUAACCGUGCAGCAUUGAAAACCGAAGAUGACUCAGUUAAUAACAACUGGAGGCUAUGUUCUGUUCAAGAAGUAGAAGAUUUUAAAGCCGUUUUCCGAGUUCUCCCUCUGUUACUAGCCAUCAUCUUCGUUAGUACUCCCAUGGUGACGCAAACAAGCUUGAUUAUAUUACAAGCUCUAGUCACAGACCGCGGUCUCGGGCCUCACUUCAAAAUCCCGGCCGGGUCCCUCCAAGUCAUAGUAAUCAUCACUGCAUGUAUUGUUAUCUUAAUGAACAAUUGCCUUGUCUAUCCCAUGUACCAGAAGCUAGCCCAUAAGCCAUUGACACCGCUUCAAAAAGUCGGUAUAGGCCACGUUUUCAUCAUUUUAAGCAUGGCGAUAUCCGCCAUUGUGGAAGCAAAGAGGCUGAAAACAGUUACUAAUGGCCAUUCCAUGUCAGUGCUAUGGCUGCACCGCGACUUCAUUGCCUCAGUGGUGAUUGGAAUAUCUUUCUACCUGAGCACAGCUCUGAUCACUCUGAUCCAGAAGACCACCAAGUGGUUACCAAAUGAUAUUAACCAUGGAAGAGUUGACAAUGUUUACUGGCUUUUAGUCAUUGUAGGAGUCUUGAACUAUUUCCUUGUCUGCGCUUGGUUUUACAGAUAUAGAAACCUGAAUGAUGAUGAUGAUCAGGAACAAGAUCCAAAAGACGAUACAACCUAA
Messenger RNA from Arabidopsis thaliana (thale cress), 1551 nucleotides. Its product is annotated as Major facilitator superfamily protein. Gene Ontology annotation, cellular component: membrane. Bases 1 to 1551 code for a protein of 516 amino acids. Gene Ontology annotation, molecular function: transmembrane transporter activity. The transcript has 5 exons. Gene Ontology annotation, biological process: oligopeptide transport; transmembrane transport. The record is from RefSeq and is marked reviewed. NCBI's taxonomy places the organism in Eukaryota, Viridiplantae, Streptophyta, Magnoliopsida, Brassicales, Brassicaceae.